UCGUAGCGCGCACGGCACGCAUAUCGGUUUCCCAUCACUGACGUCGCGCUCGACGCCAUCGCCGUCGUCGUGCGUAUACCGUCGUCGACUGCGCGUCCGCACGCUAAUUUCACGCUGUGACGAACGCGCGCGACGAGAACGCGUGGAUUGAUCGCCGCGCGCGAAUCGGACGCACGGUAACGCGCGCGCGGGACAGAGAGAAAUAGGCAGAGAGACGGAGAGAGAGAGAGAUCGGUCGGUGCGGUGCGAACGUUCCUCGAGAGACGCUCCAUCGUCCGUCGAACAUCAUCGCUCGGAGAGAGGAGGUUCGGUGGUGCGCGCGCGCUCUCUCUCUCUCUUGCCCCGUCCACCUAGUGAUCACCACCGAGCCAUACCCGGAGACGAAUGCUGGUGUCUUGGCGCAUCUGCGAGAGGACGUAGCGGGACCCGUCGUGAGACCGAGUCGCUACGCCGACAUAGUCGUUUGUUCGCUCGAAAUACCGCUCGCGAACGAGCGCGGCUCAGGACGACGUGUUCUUGAAAACUCGAAUGUGACGGGGACGCGGCGAAGAAGCUCACAGCGACGAGGAAGAGGACAUCGCGGACUGUCCUCGCCGCAACCAGUGCUGGAGAGCUCUCCUCUCCUCGUCUCUGAUCGAAGUGUCUGAUUCUCGUGAGAGGAAGAGGGUAAGGAUGGAGACGGCAGGUCGUCGUCGUCGGCAGCAGCGAGCAACGACGAGGCAUCGUUGUACGGCUCGUCAUACGUGAAAGCUCAACAAAGGGAGUGAGCGAGAGAGGGAGGGAGAGGGAGAGAAAGAGAGAGUAAGAGAGCACGCCCUUGCGAGACUCUCUCGGAAGAGGGCAGUGGAGGGCGGUUUGCACUCGUCGCUCUCGACUCGGCGGCGGCCCCCUACAUGACGCCCCACUUAGGCCGUUAGGGCAGCAGGCGCGCACUCGCCGCCACUGGUCACCGGUGGCGGUGACGAAAAGGGGCUGAUGUCAGUGCGGCCACUCGGCGGCGUUCGCUCGGAUCGUCAGCUCGGAUGCGCGAACGCGAUACUGUGCACGCACGCAUCAGCGUCGACGUACCGCGAACGAGGCGAGCAAGGGCGACAACAAGGACAGAAGGAGAAUCUACGACAGCUACGGAGAACGCGGUGAUGCCCGCGGCAGUGGCCGCGAGCAGCAGCAGCAGCAAGUGGCGAUCGGUAGUGGCGGAUCGGCGGCGACGGGCACGAUCGACGAGCGAAUAUUGUCUGACGCGCGCGAUCGUGGCUGCGUCGGUCGCGUCGGUAGGUCGAACCGAGUGGCGCAGCCCGAGGAAUAAUGCGUGUUAGACACGACGACGACGACGACGACAUUAAGACGCGCCGAGUACCGAGACGACGACGACGGUACGACGACGACGCGAGUAGUAGUGUGCCAUCAUCGGCGACGAGAAGAACGACGACGACGACGACCGGGAGGAGCGGCGAAAACAACGAGCCCCGACCAUUGCUAUUACUACCGCAGCAGCUGCAACGGCAGCGCAAUUAUGUACGCGUCGUACGGCACCGAGAUCACGUAGUGGUCGGCGUGUAAUUAUGUUGUUGUCAUCGUCGCGCGGCGCGACCUGUGCAGUAGAUCUUCACGGUGAAAAUCUGGCGUGAGCGGUUCCGCGGUGGAACGGGGAAUAUGGCGUCGGUCUCGGCCGAGACUCCAGCCAGCCAUGGGCACAGCUUCAGCAAGAAGACGUUCCACAAACCAACGUACUGCCAUAGCUGUACGGACAUGCUCUGGGGCCUGAUACAGCAGGGGUACAUCUGCGAAGUAUGUAACUUCGUGGUGCACGACCGCUGUCUCAAGGCCGUCGUCUCUCCCUGCUCCAGUAUCGCGGCAAGCCUGAUCAAGAACCCGGUGGCACACUGCUGGUCCGAACAAGUGCAUCGUAAAAAGAAAUUCUGCAACGUCUGUCGAAAACGAUUGGAUGAUAAUCUAUCCGUACAUUGCGAAAUAUGCGAGUACUUCGUGCACAUAGAAUGCCAAGACUUCGCAGUGGCAGACUGCAAAGAGAAUGCUACAUACUUACCUGGGAAGGAUCUGGCAGCGGUGAGACACAUUCACCAUUGGCGGGAAGGCAACCUUCCGAGCAGCUCCAAAUGUGCUGCGUGCAAGAAGGGUUGUUGUUCUGCCGAGUGCCUCUCCGGAUUUCGUUGCGAGUGGUGCGGCAUGACGCUGCACGCGUAUUGUUACAAGAAUAUUCCCCAAGAAUGCACCUUCGGUAACUUGGAGCCAAUUUACCUGCCACCACACGCAGUUAGUAUUCCGCGCACCGAAGUUCCCAUGGAAGCCAUCAUCGGUGUACAAGUGCGUCGUAAAGAAGUGCUGGCGCGUGAGUAUUCUUGCCAUAACAUCGGAGAGCAAUUCGAUUUCGCUGAGAGUGAACAAAUUGGGGCUGCAGGCCGCCUAGCCGAAGCUUUGAGGCGCCUUUCGCUAGUUUUGCCACGUAGCUGCCAUGGAAAUUGUCAUGCUUCCCCUCCCUAUGUUCGAGCGCGGAGCAUAUCAGAAGAGUUCAGUAGCGACGCGAGGUAUCGUGAUAAUGGAGAACCGGCUCAAUGCACGCACGGCCGUGAUCCGCGUUCUCCUAAGGAGAAAGACGACAAAGAAAGAGGUGACGAAGAGAUGAUUAAAGUAUACGAUGGUAAUAACUCUCUGAGGCGACGGAUAUUUCGGGUGAUCUCGGUGCCUAGGCAGGCUACAACAGAGCAGGUUCUCACGUCGGCAUUACGCGCCUUUCACAUCACGAAAGAUCCUAGCAAUUUUUACUUAACCGACCUAUACGCCACAGAAGAAACUGAGUUGUGCGAUCCGACGCCCGUUUUAAAUUUAAAUCGCAAAGAAGGCAAACGUCCGGCUGUGUUCUUACGAUUUAAAAAUAAUAACAGCGGAGAAGUGCGAGUUUACCCUGGCAAACUGCAAGUCUCAGAGUCCUUCUGUACAGUACCUGUCUUUGAGAAAACAACCGUUGCAGAUUUAAUAAGCGAAGCUCUGGAAAAGUUUGGUUUACAAAAUUUUAAUUGUGAUGAUUAUAGAUGCAGCGAGAUUCUAUUAGAUCGUGGUGUAACGGAGAGAGUUCUAUCUUGGGACGAAAAACCCUGGGAUAUUGUCAAGCAGUUGGGAAAGGAUUCUAUUAGACAAAUGGAACUAAUGCGGUUCUACUUACAAUUGAAACAAGAUCCCCAUGGACCUAAUCUGGCUUUAUUCGUGGGCAACUUACCACCAAAUCUUUCUGAAAGAAGCUACGAGAACAUGUUAAUAGAAUUUUUAGGAAAAGAAAAUAGAUUCUCGUCAAUUGGCCCAAUUUAUUACGAAUAUGGUUCGAUGGUUAUCAUAUACGAAGAUUCUAAUAAGGCGGUUAGAGCCUUAUAUACAUUACGGGAAUCGAAAUACGAAGACAAACAUCUCCUAGUAAUGCUUUUACCGAGUAUCGAGCCGAGUAUGGUACCACCGGGCGUUCAACCGUUACUCGUAUUUGUGAAUGUAAAAUCUGGCGGUUGUCAAGGACUUCAGCUAAUUUCUAGUUUUCGUAAACUGUUAAAUCCUUAUCAAGUAUUCGAUCUUGACAACGGUGGACCUUUACCUGGACUUUACGUUUUUCGCCACAUAAAGGAUUACAAGAUACUGGUCUGCGGCGGGGAUGGAACAAUAGGUUGGGUGUUACAAUGUUUAGAUAAUGUGGGUCAAGAUAGCGAGUGUUCUUCUCCCGCAUGCGCUAUCGUGCCUCUGGGAACAGGAAACGAUCUCGCUCGUGUGUUAUGUUGGGGUUCCGGUUACACAGGAGACGAGGACCCGCUGAAUUUACUACGAGACGUUAUCGACGCGGAAGAAAUAAUAUUGGACAGAUGGACUGUGGUUUUUCACCCGCAAGAACAAGAUGUAGGCAGUAACCCUCAAGCAGUCGCUAAUGCAACUGGUGCAGGGUCAAGUAGCGAAGAUAACACGCAAAUUUAUGUAAUGAAUAAUUAUUUUGGCAUUGGCGUCGAUGCAGAUUUAUGUUUGGACUUUCAUAAUGCGAGAGAAGAAAACCCUAACAAAUUCAAAAGCAGAUUACGGAAUAAAGGCGUGUACGUGACGAUGGGUUUACGUAAAAUGGUCAAGCGCAAGCCGUGCAAGGAUUUACACAAAGAAAUUCGGUUAGAAGUAGACGGCAAAUUGGUUGAAUUACCACAGGUAGAAGGAAUAAUUAUUCUGAAUAUUUUAAGUUGGGGUUCUGGUGCUAAUCCCUGGGGACCAGAUACCAAAGAAGAUCAAUUUUAUACGCCAAAUCACUGGGAUGGUAUGCUAGAAGUUGUCGGAGUCACGGGCGUUAUGCAUCUUGGACAGAUACAGUCGGGUUUACGCACGGCUAUGAGGAUAGCACAAGGCGGACACAUAAAAAUUCACCUGAACUCGGAUAUACCUGUGCAAGUGGACGGUGAACCGUGGGUGCAGAGUUCGGGAGAUAUCGUGGUCUUGAAGUCCGCACUCAAGGCUACCAUGUUGAAAAAAAGUAAGAUCAAGCGUCGCAAUACCGAACCGUCGAUUCUACCUGCUAAUGGGGAGGGGGACAAGAGCACGGACGAGUAAUCCAACCAUACCACAGCUUACAACCGCUCGCUCGAUCGUUUUUAGUCUCUCUCUCUCGUUGAAGAUGCGCGCGCGCGCGAGAUCUCAGCCUAGGUUCCUCGAUGCGCGCUCGAACGGCGUCAUACGCACGCGCGUGCAAAGCAGGAGCCUCGGUGUGAUGAACGUGUGCCGUAUCUGAGCGAUACAUCCAUAAAAAGAGAAAGAAAAAAAUAGAAAACGAGAUAAAAAGAGAAAAAUCCGGUCCCUCCUCGUUGGUGCAUGUAAAACCGAUCGACUUCCGUAAUUAUACCUUGUCGAUGCCUCGAUCCAACGCAGCUAGCUCGAGCUUGUCGUAAUGUGUGGAUUAGACGCAUUCUAUUACCGGAUAGUAGUGUUUAGCUUUUACGAGAGUAACGUUUCUUCCUCUUCUCUACUUCUUCUUCUUUCCCUUCUUUUUCUGUGUAUGAUUCGUUGAUCUUGAGUUGAUCGUAAUUUCUAUUUCUACUUUCUACUUUCUAUUUUGUCAGUGACAUUGACUGACAUUUUUUAUCGACUACUCCUUUGUGCGUUCCCUGAUCCUGUCCCUUCCUAGGCUACGAUGCUGAAGAAGACUAAGGGUAAAAUGAAGCGGCGAAAUACAGAGUCCAGCAUGCAGUUGGCGCUACAGGCUGCACCACCGAACGAACCGGACGCGGAAAUCUUCUGAGUGAAUGAACAAACGUUAUGUGAAAGUGGAUGAGAAUACGUUGCCGUGAUCGCGAGCACGUAGCCACGCAAGACAGAGGACUCGAUCGAUUUGGCACUGCAGUAAUGAAACAAAAUCGGCCUUGAUGAAAUCGUCUGACGGCGGUUGCGAUGCACGAACUUAAACAUAAGGCAGGCACAUACAACGCAAGAGAAAAAGGGAAGGAACAACCACUCGUCGAGAGGAAGCAGAGAGAGGGACAGGUAGAUAAGGUUUUCAAAUCACACGGACACACAUAAUAUACACAGUAUAAAAAAAAUCCCCGAUUGAUGAUUCUUAAUGUUUGUUCUUACAUUAAUAGAAAGGCAAAAUAGAUCUCAUUUUUAAAUGUUAAUAAUUAUAGCACUGUACGUAGCUCUCUUAUCGAUCAAUAUUUUUUUAGUAAAAUUAUAAUAGAUCUUUACAUACGAUACACACGUGACCAUAUGCGCACACACGCACAUUCGUUUGCACAGCGGUUUGAGUAUUUUCUUUUUUUUUUUGCGACUCAUUUCCGAGAUGCAUCCAACGAGAGAUCCUAUCAUAUGAGAAAAACUCAAACGCAAAUUUUCUCAUUUGGAUGUCAACUAUAUUCCGAAGUACAUCGAAGAGAAAAUGUCCGAACUGUUUUACAAACGAGUAUACAUACAUAAACAUGCAAUACAUUAAGCAGUAUUGAAGGAAGCUACGAACUUAAAGUCUAUUCGGACAAACUUGCAUAAUUGCAUAUGCACGAGGAAAUCAAACAAUCAUGAUUUGUCCAACAGAAAGAUGUGUUUUACAUUAGAUUUAAUUAGAUUAGUCAAUUUCAUUGUAUAUAUGCAUUACGCGACUGCGGGAUGUUUCUAAAAUCUGUUCGUACUUUCUAUAUUUUUGGAAUGAUUAAAAAUAUAGAGAAACGCCGAAACAUUUUUUAUUUUGAAGGGUAACCUUUUUAUCAAAAAAUUUUUUCUUCAGUCUCCCAAGGCAGGCUAGACGUUGGGGGAACCCAAAAAUUUCAAAUGGCAAAAAAAACUUAGUCAUACCUCAUUGAAAAAGUUUUAUUAAUAAGAAAAUUUUGUUGCAAAUUCGAAGUUACUGCAUUAUUCCUAUUCGAAUUAAAGAAUCAAAUUUAAAAAAAUAAUCCUUUUAUUUUUUACUUUUAUUUUUUACUUAGACUAAGAAGGUCAUAGAGAAUCGCGCGAGAUGGCGCAAAAUAAUGUUUGUCUAAGAAUGUUCUACUAAUCUCCCUAGACAGUACAAUGCCCAAAAUCGGGUCAUAAAAUGUCUUUAAGAUAUUUUUAAGACAAGUUUAUAAGAUAUUGUCUUAAAUAUGUCUUAAAGGCGUCCUAAAGAUGUCUUAUGACUCGAUUUUGGACAUUUGUGCUGUCUGGGUCUAUUUUAUUUUCAGGUUUAAUAUCUCCUGAAGCAAUUCCUCUAGUUCUCUUUAAAAAAAAAUCUAAGUUCCUCUUACUUUUUCAAGGAGGACAAAGAGCUCAGAGUCGUUCAGUAGUUUUCUUCUAUAAUGCGAAAAUUGUCAGAUAAUAAUUGAUUCUAGAAAUUCAAAACUCUGGGUUCCCUAUUUUGGUUUCGCUUAGCUCAGAUUCUCAGCAAACACAAUAAUAUAAUUGUUACAUUGUCGUAAUGUAACGAAAUAUAACAUGUAAUGUAACGUAUACGUUAUGUGUACAUGUUAGUUGUAAUUUCUCAUUUAAGCGACUAUGAUAAUAUAACAGAAAUAUAACGCGUAAGUAACGUGUUAACAGUUUUUAUUUGUUUAAUGGAUCAUAUUUUACAAGAAACAGGUGCCAUUUAAAUGACAUCUGCAUAUAAACAUAUUAUAUAACAUAAACAUAUAAUGCGAACGCUAUACUUGUUAUAAAACGAAAUUAAUUAAUCCCAAUAUUAAUAAUGUAUACUAGCAUUAUGUUAUGUGUUAUAUAAUAAUUACAGUCUGUGUUUGCUGAAUUUUUUUGAAAUUUCUCUAUCAAUUAUAUCCAAGAUUUUGACUAUGGAUCUAAUCGUUAUCUGACAACGUUCACCAUCUAGAAAAAACAGGUAGAUGUCUCUAAGCUGUUUGUUUUCUCUGAAAAAAUAGAGGACCCAGAUAUCGAAUUUUUUUUUAAAAGACUAGGAACUCCUUCAGAAAGAAUUAAGCUUGAAAACAAAAGUAGGAUUUAGAAUCUUCUUAGAGUUUGAAUAAAAAAAUAGAGGUACAUAAGUCAUUUUUUUAACUCUUUAAGGCGCAUAAUUCAUGAAACAUUCUAGUAACUUUUUUUUAGUAAAAUAUUAUCAAAAACACUCUAAAUAGCACAUUUAUAAGGUUUCAACUGCCCGAUUCUAAGUGGUCUCUAUUGGUACCAGUGAUACUUAAAGGGUUAAAUUAACCUCCAAUAAUUUUUUAAUAGGGGGAAUAUAGCGACUCCAAACUUGCUAAAAUUGUUCCGUCAGCAAAACGUUUUUAAUAAAGUAUAGUUAAUCAUUUGAAACUUUCGAAUUUUCCUUACCUACGUUCACCUUGAGAGACUGAAAAAAAAACUUUUUUAAUUUUGGUACUUUCCCCACCGUAUCUUAAUAUUUCCCGAGGAUAUUUACGGCUGUUUUACACUAUUCUUUUUAUUUCUUUAAUUUAGAAUAAAUAAUAUUCCUCUAUUCCCUUUCUUUUUAUUCUUCUUGUAUAUCUGUAUUCCUAUUUUUUCAAAUAUCGUUAUAUAAUCUCCAGUUAUAUCCAUUUAAUCUACGUCAUACGUGAGCUCGCUACAAGUUUCCAGAAGGAACUCCUCCGAAAAAAAAUUUUUUCAGUAAAAAAGGUUAAUCACUUAAAAUAAAGAAACAUGUGUUUCUCCAUGUUUUCAGUCAUUCCCAAAAUAUAGAGAGUGCGAGUAGAUUUUGAAUAAAAGUUUGACCAAAACAGAUAGAUUAGACAGAUAUAUACAAGUUCGUCCGAAUAGGUUUUUAUGCGUGCUCACACGAUGACGUUAAUUUAUACAUAUUUACGUUCCAAGCUUGAUAGUUGAUGAUGAGAAAAAGAAGUCGUGAUGUAUAUUUACGUUUCGUAGAUAUUUUGCAGAUCUACACAGAGUUAUUACGAUACGAAACGUGAAACUCCGGACGAAUAUAAAAAAGGAAACGCAAGCAAAGAUCAGUUGUUAAUAACAUAUUAUAGAGUAUUUAUGAUUAAAUAUUAAUAUAUAUUUACAUAACAUUGUAUUAGUACUACGACUUUAAGUUGUGACAAUUGUUGUGUAUGUCUGGCUGCUGGGCAGUCUGGAAUUCGUUAAGAACCAGUGGCAGUCAGAGUUUCCUAGGAUACGAUUAAUAAGGGGGCAAAUUAAUAUAUCUUUUUCGUAAGACGAUAAGAUCUCACACAUCGCGAAUUAACGAGUGCUUUGCCGGUCCGUCUCUACGAUGAGAGAGAAAAAGAAAAGAAAGGGAAAGAUAGACAGAGAGACAUACAUACACACACAGACAGACAGACAGACAGACAGACAGACAGACAGAUAGAUGUAUAGAUAGUGUUGCGUUCACGUCCGUGUCCGGAUUCAUGAUCGUAACUUCCGCAGCACUCCCAUCAGAGUCGGAUUGGCAAUGUGACUGACCUCGGAGCUCCGACAGUCUCCCACGACGACGAAGUUUGGCAGUGCCAUCGGCAACAUACAUUCCACUAUUAACAUGACAAAGAAUCGUGAAAGCACAGAAAUAUAUACACUUACCAAAAGAGGACAAAGAAGCGUAACGUGCUAACGUGCUACGUACUUAAAAAAAAAAAAGAAAGAGAAGAACUAAGAUCGUCGGGAUGUGUCGAACGACAUACGGGAGAGGACAGGACCAUGCGAAUCGGAGACAGUAUACCGCUUGCGAGCUUCCACAUCUUUGAAUGAUUACAUACACAGACACACAUAUACAUAUAUAUAUAUAUAUAAUACUCGAUGUAUUCUAGUAGUGUGUGUAUGUAUAUAUACACACAUAUACACUACCAGAAUACAUUGAAUGUCACAUCCAUCCUCGAAGCACGCGACGGGAAUAAAUACUUAAGCUCCGAUGUCGCUUUUACAUAUGCUGGGGAUAUGUUCAUAUUGGACUUUUCUUCGCGCGAUCGGAAAGGAAAGAAAAGAAAAGAAAAAGGAAUAAAAUAGCGACAACUUUCGUGCCAAACAAUUGUACAUAAUAUUAUAAAAGUGUAGGGACUCAUAAGACGGUUUGCCAGUUAAAUCGCGACGGCAUUUAAUGCGACAACGUCGACGGACGGAGAGCGAGAGCGAGAGAAAGAGAGAGAGAGAGGGAGAGAGUGAGCGAUGUAUGAUGCAACGCGUGUGAAGGGGGUACUUUCUACUUCACGGGAAAGGACCCUUUUUGAAUUACGUACACGUUACGUUAUUUCGUGUGAACGUUAACAAAGGAUAUAAAAUGGCGAAAAAAGGAGAAGACAGCGCGUACCUUUGAUAUACCGUGAGAGUAAAUCAAAGGAAGAAACGAUAGGACUCUUAGUAUGCUUUUAGUACGCGCUGUGAACUUAGUUAAUUAUCUAACUAGACCUCUCUUGGAUGUCUUCAAUUAUGAGAAUAAUUAUCGAAAAUUAAUCAUUGAGAAGCCGGAAAAUCUAAAACGGAGGCGGUCAUGCCCGGAUGAUUGAUCAGGCCUCCGUGUAUCACAACCUGCCAAUGAUGCAUGGGCUCAGUCGUUCAUGUUAUUAUAUCCGGUGUGUCAAUACAUGAGUGACGCAUCAACGGCAGAUUGGAGAGCGAACAUUUGUUAAUCUGACCAAUCUAUAGUAUAUUUGCUGUUGCUAUAAAGAAUAGAAAAACAAUAAGCUAUGAACAAUCUACGUAUAAUAAAUCAAUGUAUGUGCUACAAAGACAA
Messenger RNA from Odontomachus brunneus, 10126 nucleotides. RefSeq names its product diacylglycerol kinase theta. The record is from RefSeq and is a predicted model, not a curated record. Lineage: Eukaryota; Metazoa; Arthropoda; Insecta; Hymenoptera; Formicidae. The transcript has 18 exons. Gene Ontology annotation, biological process: lipid phosphorylation; diacylglycerol metabolic process; intracellular signal transduction. Bases 1654 to 4584 code for a protein of 976 amino acids. Gene Ontology annotation, molecular function: ATP-dependent diacylglycerol kinase activity; RNA binding.